This is a messenger RNA of Antrostomus carolinensis (chuck-will's-widow), 1382 nucleotides long. RefSeq names its product ensconsin. The annotation marks the transcript as partial. The transcript is spliced from 10 exons. Gene Ontology annotation, cellular component: microtubule cytoskeleton. Gene Ontology annotation, biological process: microtubule cytoskeleton organization. The record is from RefSeq and is a predicted model, not a curated record. Lineage: Eukaryota; Metazoa; Chordata; Aves; Caprimulgiformes; Caprimulgidae.
AUGCUCCAGAAAUUCAUGUUUUGUGACUCUCGUGUGCCAGCCACAAGAGAGAAGGAAUAUUAUUACCCUUUUGACCUCUGUCUGGAUGCUGAAGAGAUUACACAUUAUCCAACAAUACUAAAGGUUGAUGACAGGCAACGACUUGCUAGAGAACGGAGAGAAGAAAGAGAAAAACAGCUAGCUGCAAGAGAAUCCAUCUGGUUAGAAAAAGAAGAGAGGGCCCGGCAACAUUAUGAAAAACACCUAGAGGAACGCAGAAAGAAACUAGAAGAGCAGAGAUUAAAGGAGGAGAGAAGACGAGCUGCUGUAGAAGAAAAGCGAAGGCAGAGAAUAGAAGAAGAUAAGGAACGACAUGAAGCUGUUGUACGUCGCACAAUUGAGAGAAGCCAGAAGCCAAAACAAAGGCAAAACAGGUGGUCCUGGGGAGGAGCACUACAUAACCGCAUUAAUAACACAGAUCCAGACAGGCGAUCUGUUUCAACAAUGAACCUUUCGAAACAUGUUGAUCCAGUCAUUAACAAGCGGCUCUCCUCCUCAUCUGCAACAUUACUAAAUUCUCCAGACAGAGCUCGCCGUCUACAGCUCAGUCCAUGGGAGAGCAGCAUCGUUAGCAGGCUUCUGACGCCCACUCACUCAUUUCUGGCCCGAAGUAAAAGCACAGCUGCACUGUCUGGAGAUGCAGCAUCUUGCAGCCCCAUCAGUCCUCUGUCCUACAAGGCCAUGAACUGUAGGAAUCCAGGAGACCGAGCAAAACUUUAUGCCUCUACUGAUGCUGUUGGACGCAGGAGAACAACACAUCUUGCAGGGUCUGACAAAAAAGAAAAGGAGAGAGACCAUUUGUCAUCCAGCUUCUCAGCCAGCUUUAAAGGAGGUCAUUUUUCUUCCAACCCCAAAGCUAGAUCACCAGCUCCCUCUCCAGUCUGGCACGCGUCAAAGUCUUUGCCUUUUUUGCCUGGCACAUCCAAGCAGAUAACUUCCCCACCUGGUUCCUCCAAAGUUUCCUCUGCUCAGGCACGUCCUCCUUCUCCUGGCAAUAUCCGGCCAGUCAAAAAAGAGAUUAAACCAGAGAGUGAGAAGAAAAGACCAGAAAAGGAGGCUGAAAAGGCCAAUGAGAAGAAGACAGAAGAGAGAAAAGGAACUUCAGCAGGUGCUGGAGAAUCUGCAAGUCAGGAAGAGCUUGCUGUCCAGGCAGAGCUAGCUCAAGCAGCCAGCCCAUCCCUACCGCCUGCUCCACCAGCUCUUUCUCCAGCCCCCACAAAGACCUCUGCAGGUACAACUGACCCUGAAGAAGCAACAAGGCUGCUGACUGAGAAGAGGCGCCUUGCCCGUGAGCAGCGGGAACGGGAGGAGCAAGAAAGGAGGGAGAGAGAAGAGCUUGAAAG